Poecilia reticulata (guppy) is the source of this 1575-nucleotide messenger RNA. Lineage: Eukaryota; Metazoa; Chordata; Actinopteri; Cyprinodontiformes; Poeciliidae. The record is from RefSeq and is a predicted model, not a curated record.
AUGGCGCAGCAAGAAAAUCAGCCUGACCGACUAAAAUUAUCCUGUUCGAUCUGUCUGGAUCUACUAAAGGAUCCGGUGACUGCUUCCUGUGGACACAGCUACUGUAUGAACUGUAUUAAAAGCUUCUGGGAUGGAGAGGAUCAGAAAGGAAUCCACAGCUGUCCUCAGUGCAGGAAAACCUUCAUACCAAGGCCUGUGUUGGAGAAAAACAUCAUGUUAGCUGAUUUAAUAGAAGAGCUGAAGAAGACUGGACUCCAAGUUGCUCCUGCUGAUAACUGCUAUGCUGGACCUGAAGAUGUGGCCUCUACAUUUAAGAAACACAAGCUGGUGGAGCCGUCCAAGAACCUCCAGGAGAACAUUUGCACUAAGCAUGAUAAGCUGCUGGAGAUCUUCUGCCGCACUGAUCAGAAGUCUAUCUGUAUCAUCUGUUUAAUGGAGGAACAUAAAGGCCACAACACAGUGUCCGCUGCAGCAGAAAGGACUGAGAGGCAGAGAGAGCUGGAGGAGAGACGAGGAAACAUCCAGCAGAGAAUCCAGGACAGAGAGAAAGAUGUGAAGCKGCUUYADCAKGMGGKGGAGGCCAUCAAUCACUCUGCUGAUAAAACAGUGGAGGACAGUGAGAAGAUCUUCACUGAGCUGAUCCGUCUCCUCCAGAAAAGAAGCUCUGAUGUGAAGCAGCAGAUCAGAUCCCAGCAGGAAACUGAAGUGAGUCGAGUCAAAGAUGUUCAGGAGAAGCUGGAGCAGGAGAUCAGUGAGCUGAAGAGGAAAGACGCUGAGCUGGAGCAGCUCUCACACACAGAGGAUCACAACCAGUUUCUCCUCAACUACCCCUCACUGCCAGCACUCAGNGRGUCGACABNCUCAUCCAGCAUCAACAUCCGUCCUCUGAGACACUUUGAGGACGUGACAGCAGCUGUGUCAGAGCUCAGAGACAAACUACAGGAYGUCCUGAGAGACWCAUGGMCAAACAUCUCACUGAAAAUCACUGAGGUGGGUGUUCUUCUGACAGAACCAGAACCAAAGAGCAGAGAUGAAUUCUUAAAAUAUUCAUGUGAAAUCACUCUGGAUCCAAACACAGUAAACAGACGGCUGAAACUAUCAAAGGGGAACAGGAAUGUGACAAAUAUGGAUCAAUUUCAGUCUUAUCCUAGUCACUCAGACAGAUUCACUGGAUGGUCUCAAGUUCUGAGUAGAGAGAGUCUGACUGGACGUUGUUACUGGGAGGUGGAGAGGAGUGAAGGAGGAGUUUUUAUAGUAGCUGCAUACAAGAAUAUCAGCAGAACAGGAAGUGGAAAUGAAUGUGGAUUUGGACGUAAUGACAGAUCUUGGGCUUUACAUUGUUUCCAAAGUGGUUAUAAGUUUGGUCACAACAACAUCUGGACCUCCAUCUCAGGUCCAGUUUCCUCCAGAGUCGGAGUGUACCUGGACCACAGAGCAGGUGUUCUGUCCUUCUUCAGAGUCUCUGAAUCCGUGACUCUGAUCCACAGAGUCCAGACAAGAUUCACUGAACCGCUUCAUGCUGGAGUUUAUAUUUAUCACACUGGAGACUCUGCAGAGUUCUGUAAACUCAAAUGA